Dioscorea cayenensis subsp. rotundata (Guinea yam) is the source of this 1346-nucleotide messenger RNA. RefSeq names its product dof zinc finger protein DOF3.5-like. NCBI's taxonomy places the organism in Eukaryota, Viridiplantae, Streptophyta, Magnoliopsida, Dioscoreales, Dioscoreaceae. Bases 199 to 1107 code for a protein of 302 amino acids. The transcript has a single exon. Gene Ontology annotation, molecular function: DNA binding; DNA-binding transcription factor activity. Gene Ontology annotation, biological process: regulation of DNA-templated transcription. The record is from RefSeq and is a predicted model, not a curated record.
ACACAAAAUAAAUAAAUAAGUAAAUAAAUACAAACCCUAACCCUAGACUUCACCAAUAAAACCACUCCUCUUUCCUCAUAAGUCACAAACCCACAUUCCCUCUAAUCAGGAACUUGUCCAUCUUCUUCUUCUUCUUCUUCUUUUCUUCUUCUCCUUCCUCCUCUUCUUGUGCUAUCAAAAUUCUACUAAAUUUUUUCGAUGUUCUGCCCAGAUGAUCAUCGGAUGCUACCGUACACUCCAAGGCCUUUGAUCAUGGACAGAAGGUGGAAGCCGGACAUUGAGCUAGCACCGAAUUGUCCCCGGUGUGAUUCCUCGAACACUAAGUUUUGCUAUUACAACAACUACAGCCUCACUCAGCCUAGAUACUUCUGUAAGGGUUGCCGGAGGUACUGGACUAAAGGAGGCUCACUUAGGAAUGUUCCAGUUGGUGGUGGAUGCCGGAAGAAUAGAAGAGGAAAGUCAGUGAGAACGGCAAGCAAUCUGAUGAAUAAUAGGGAAGCAAACCAUGGUCAUCGGCAACCUCAAGGCACUCUCCGGCCAGACCUUGCUCUUGAAGGCAUGGUAGGGAAUUCAUGCAAUCAAACCAGUGGAUUGAUUGAUAUGUCAGACAUUAAUGGUGGUCCAACCAUAGACCUUUCACUGCUCUACACCAAGUAUUUAAACCAACCAUGCCAGGAAAACGGCAAUGGGGAAUCGGUACCGGAGUUUCAGGGAGAGAUUGAUGAGCCUUUGAAUAGCUUGAUGAACACAUCAAGUUUCGUCCAUCCAAUGACAACAGACACAUUGAGCCAAAAUUCAUCAGAGCCAGUGUCAGACACUUUAAUGAGCAAUGGGAGCUGCCAGGGCCUCAUGGGGGAGCUCAACUCCUCUCUGGAUCAAAUAGAAUACAUGAAUUCACUGCCUUUCUCUGUUGAUCAUGGAGUGGCGGCUAAUGAGGUUUUGUCUUCAAAUUGCACUAUUGCCCCUGGUUUCAUGUUGCAAGAAACUAAGUAUCACGGUUUAGAAACCUUCAUCUCUGAAGAUAAUACUGCACAUCAAGAAAAUCUUAUCAGUGGUGAUUGGAGCACCUUUAGCCAGACCACUUUUGAAGCUUUCUAUACUUUAUAAGUUAUUACAAUAAGUGUAGUUAAUUUAAUUUCUUCUUGUUCAUCAUCAUCAUCAUCAUCAUAUAUCAUCUUCUUCUUUCUUCUUCUUCUCUGAGUUCUUGAAUUAAUGAUGUAGAAAACAUGAGAGAUGUGAGAGGAAGGAAACUUAUCUCUUGUUUCAAUUAAGAUGAAAUGAUCUAAGAUGUGUAGCAGACAUGGAUAGUGAUGUCUAACAAUGAUCAAUAUACAAUAAUGCCCACA